This is a messenger RNA of Seminavis robusta, 4325 nucleotides long. Lineage: Eukaryota; Bacillariophyta; Bacillariophyceae; Naviculales; Naviculaceae. The record is from the annotation of a GenBank genome assembly.
UUUAUCACUUUCUGCUGGCUUGUUGCUAGUCGUGGGACGAUUUUUCCAGAACGUUUUGAAGGAAAGCGCGACGAUGGCGUCUUGGCCAGUUUGCAAAGCGAUCCCCGUACAUUACUCUCAGAAGAGCAAGCAAGCUAUCUAGUUUCAUCAGCAACCAAGCAUCGUUCAGUUCAGUUAUAGUCUUCGUUCAGGUUACCUAAAUUAAUUAAAGCCACCGGUAUAAGUUUGUUCGUUACAAACAGCCAGCCUGAUACAUCCCUCUGCAGCAUCGAAAAGCAAGAAAGCAAUGGUGGGAACUCCUCAGCACCAGGGUAUCCAAUUCGAACGCCCGGUAGGAGCUCCUGCCGACGUUUCCGAGUUGGAAUAUAUAUGUGCUCUGCAUCAGACCAUCCCAGAAGAGAUUCGUACGGAUGGAACCAUCCAUGCCAAGGACAUUCGCAAUUACUUGACGAGUCGUCACGGCGUCUAUGUCGAUCCCUCGGUGAUUGAAGAACAAAUACUGCAACAACUCUGUGGUCACUACGUCCCGGAAGAUGGAAAACAAACCAACGAAUUCGGAGACGUCGAACCCACCGUCAUGGAUCUCUGUCAAAUGAUCACGCUGCUAUUGAUACCCUUUUUACGACGCGAAGACAUUUCAGAGGCAGCCAAACCCACCCAUUCGUUGAAUCACGGGAUUGUCGAGCAAGUCCUCAAACUCAUUAUGGAAGAACUCGAAAUCAAGGGCGUCGAUCUGCAACCGUUCAAAGCCAUUGACGAAAACUUUGAAACGGGAACCAAAAUUACCAAAAAGCUACUCCAACUCAUGUUUCAAGCCUACGAGGAAUACGACGUCCCGGAUGAUGUCUUGGAAGAAAUGGUGGAACAAGCCGUCAAGGCCCAAGAACGACAUCAAAAUGGAGGAGACGACGACAAUAGCGACAAUGACAACAAUAGCGAUCAGUCGGAGGAAGUGCAUCUCAAAACACGCAAACGCGGAGAUGGAGCUCCGCGCGUCAUGCUGAACAAGGAUUCCUUCUUGCGAGCACUCACGUACGAUGUGCAACUCUACGAUCCCGAGGAAAUGGAAGCUUCCAUUACGACAACACACUUGCAAGAUGCACAAAAUGCCAAUCGGAAUAAUGGAAGCGGCGACAGCGACAAGAGCUCCAUGGAGGAUGACUUUACUACCAUGGCACAAGUAGAUCAAGCUGCCGACAACUAUCGAAGUAUCUUGUGGUUUGUCUUGUUGUGGGUGACACUGGUAUUGCACUACUUUUGCUAUGUCUGGGAUUAUCCGAAUGGCUUUGUCAGUUUCAAUUCCUGUAAACGGGAAUUCGGAUGCGAUGUGGCUUCCGCCGUUGUCAAUUGGUUGAUUGUAUUGGCGCAAGUGGGAGUGCCUGGAUUCUUGUACAUUACAUUGGGCAGUGGUGGCAAUGCGACAACCCACAAGGGAGACGAGUUGGGGAGUGCCAAAGUAGCCACGGCAUUCCGAGUAAUGAUUGCCAUGGGAGUGGUGACGUGCGCCACGGUCAUACCCAACUUUGUACAGGGAGAUGUCUUUAUUUGGAACUCCAUCAAGGCCGAUGGGUGGGAACCCUUGCAUUGGUUCUGCUUUGCGCUGGGUGUGGUUUUGCUGUGUUUGCAAUUCCUACGACUUAUUGACGUCUUUGCUCCUUUGGGGUCCUUGGGAGUGGGUGGCAAGGGUCGUGGCGAGCAGGCACUGAAAGAGGCUGCGACCAAAAAGGUGAAUAUUGUAGUCGAAAAUGCCAUGGUACUUCACGUCAGCCCUGUACAAUCCGGCGAAACGUUGAAGUCGAGCGAAGGGUGGAAGUACCCCGCCCGGCAUACAUCCCCCGCAGUGAUUCAAGCGACAUGGCAAUGGCACAAGGAUCAUUUGGAAGAAUUGAAAAAGAAUCGGCGCAAAAAGAAACACAAGUAUCGAGAAGGCAGCAAUAUUGAGUCCUUGACGCGUGGGGAGGGGAUGGCACGGGCGUUGGAGCAUUACCGGGACAUGGAACAAGCGAAUACAUGCGAAACGGUGGGGGGUGUAGCAUGGGCGUUUCAACGGAUCAUUGAUGGUAGGCUCUUUGAUGAAGAAGGAAUUUGGUUGUCGUCGCGAUUGAUUACCAGCAACGUCGCACAAGUGUUUGUGAUUGCCGGCGUGGUGAUAUUCUACGUUGCAUUGGUGGCGUGGUUUGAAGAGACCAAGGCCAACUCUAUUGCGGUGGGACAACGACGAUUGGAAGAAGGAGUUUCGACAAAUAUUGACAAUCUGCAUGCGUUGUUUAGAGCAGAACAACAAUCUCACUAUCAUGGGAGAGGGCAGCAACGGCAGCGACAUCGCAAUGCUCUGGCGAGACAACGACAUUUAAUGCGACGCCUUCAAAUCGUAAGGGAAUACAAUUCCACUCACUACACGGAUGGAUCUGGGGUAUAUCCAAACAUUAUCUACGACGUGAACUCGACGCACUUUUCGGACGGCACAAAUUUUUGGGCGCACACUAUCUAUUCACACAAUGGGACCCAUGUCUUUGACAAGUUCUUUCGGUAUAAUUCGACACACUUUACGGAUGGUGAAAUAUUCUACUCAUAUGCACAAUUCGCAACAAACGGCACCCACAUCACGAAUGGAGAGUAUCUUUUUGAUGGAGUUGCCAUCGUCCCCUUGAAUGGCAAUCAGAUCGUCGCGAGAGUGCAAGACGGGGAAUUCCAGGCCGCUUCAUCCGUGGGCCUCGCAGCAGCCGUUGUCGCAACUGUUGGCAUUGCUGUCGUCUUCAUUCCCUCGUUUGUUUCAACAGUUCUCAAGUUCCGUUGCGGAAUCUUGACCAGUUUGAAGGGCGGGGAGGCAUUCCAGUAUCUUCGCACUUCACCAAAUCAAGUUACGUGGUUGUUGGGGUCGGCUCUGUGGGGAGCUGCUUACUCGGGGUUGCUUGCGGGGUUGUUUGCUGGUGGUUUAUGCUUCUUUUUAGUUUGGUCGGAAACAACAACAACUGCUGUGGCGCUGCUGGCACUCUUCUUUGGGUUUCAUGCUGUUCUGCUUAUUGAUUUCUUGGUCAACAGACUAUUUCGAGACCUCUACGUCAGCUUCUUUUUUCGAAGGCACCCCGCAGUCGUUAACCUCAUAAACGUCUUGACGGAAAGUUGGAACUUGGUGGUGAUGAUGGGGCUAAUAUGGUAUCGCGCCGUGAAGCUCCUGGGUACGACCAUCUACUAUAUUGGCAGGAUCGACGUGCCAGUAUUCUCCCCUGGAGUCGGCUAUGUGGGGGCCAUUGCGUUGGACUUCGAACACUUCAAUUUCAAGCGAGAUCUCCUUAUUCACGAGGCGCACCGGCAUCCGUAUCUCGAACGGCUGGGGCUGAUGUACCUGCUGAAGUUGUACCAUAACGAUUUUGGCUCUCGAGCGGGUGCAUACUGGCGACUUCUCUUUGUGCUGGCAUUGAUGCCCUGGAUGUCCAAAUGGCGCGUCCGGUCAUAUGAAGCAAAUGGAGACAGCGACAGUGAUGACGACGAAUCGGAGGAUGAAGAUGACGAUGGUGAGAAAGGUGUUAAGGAUGACGACAGUCUCAUGAGCCUCCACGGCAUGGAACUCGAAUUAGACGUCACCAAAAGAGCCAACGAAAUGCUUACACGACGAAACGGUGAUCUGAAAUCAGCUGUGGAGGAUUUGCGUAUCAGGCUUCGAGAUGCAAACAAGAGUAUCGCAAAGCUAGAGCGAAAGCAGAAUAGAGCCCGCUCCUCAAACCUUGGUCCUGGUAGCACUGAGAGUCCUUCAAAGCCGGGACCUGCUGCAGAUAGCACAGAGAGUCUCCCGGGACCAGGACCCGUGAGCGUUGGAAGUGCGUCUCGAGAGGCAGACGACACCGGCCACGCUGACAGCUCAGAGAGCCUUCCGGAACCAGGUCCUGCGAGCGUUGGAAGUGCGUCUCGAGAAGCGGACGAUACCGACGACGCUGACAGGUUUUUCUCGGAAGAAGAGGAGGAAAACGACUCGUUCGAAAGUGGAAGCGGAUCUGGCGGCAACCCUGGUCCAGUGUCCGUCCAGCUGAGCGACGACGAUGACGACGACUUCAUGUCAUCCGAUGACGAGCAGCAGGGGCUCCUGAAGAAGAACAAGGGCAAUAAUCCCAAGCAGAGCACCGAUGAUGAUUCCUUCGAAUCUGAAGGGUUCGAUGAUGAAUUUUCUUCAGAAGAAGAAGAUCUAGCGGAGCUGAUCAAAAAGGAAAAGGCCAAACGCGGAAAGUAGGAGGAAGGGCUAAGAUAAGGAGUAGCGGUUGACCCCACGGGGUCUCGAAUUAGUUCAAGGAGUUAAGUUAUCGAUUCAAACUUCAGAUUCUUCCAGAAGU